This is a messenger RNA of Biomphalaria glabrata, 8365 nucleotides long. RefSeq names its product transport and Golgi organization protein 1-like. Gene Ontology annotation, molecular function: protein binding. The transcript is spliced from 31 exons. The record is from RefSeq and is a predicted model, not a curated record. Bases 37 to 5463 code for a protein of 1808 amino acids. Lineage: Eukaryota; Metazoa; Mollusca; Gastropoda; Planorbidae.
AAAUAGAGUGACGUGUAAUUGCUGCGGAGUCAAAACAUGGCAGCUUACAAUGUUUUCUCCAACUUUAUGGUUUUGUUAUUAUUUUUAUUAUCAUACGUUAAGUGUGUGGCAAAAAUUGAACCGAUCUCAAACAAAAGACUAUGUGCGGAUAAAGAAUGCAAUGUAAUUAUUUCUAAGGGCAAAGCCCUAGCUUCACAUUUGCAUAAUCAUCCAUCACUGUUACAAUUUAGAAAGGAUGAUAUCAUUGAAAUUAAGAGCAAAUCUGCAGGGGACAAUCCCAGGCUGUGGGGAGGAGUGUGUAAUGGACAGCAUGGUUACUUUGACAGAAAUUUUGUACGAGAAUUACAAGUGUUUGUGCAUAAUCCACAGUUUCUGGUCAAUACUGAGGUCAAACAGUUUGGUGAAAGAAGAAAACUUCCGCCCCCAUCAGAGAAGGCCAACAGAAGAGACCAUUUUGUAAAGGACGAAAAAAUCCUUAAAGAUGUUAAAGAGGAAUCUAAGAUUUCCGAUGAGCUUGAAGCAGCUACAGAUAGUCGAGACGAUCCAGCGGAAGAACAGAAGGACCCCAAAGAUUCUGAAUCAAACACAGAAAUCAAUCAAGAGGAAAAUUUGGAAAAAAAAGAAGAAGAGAAUCAAUCUGAUGAUGAGCCCUGGGACACUUUAGAUAAUGAUUACUUUGAAGUUGAUAGAGAUCGCUUUGACACAUCAGGUUUUGUGACUAGAAUAAUAGACUCCUUUAGAGCACUGAACCAGUUUGUGAAACAGAAGUUGUCAGUUGAAAGUGAGAAGGCUCCAGAAGGUAACAAAGAUGAUGCUGAUGCAGCGUUCCUUCCAAGCCCUGCAGACGCUGUUGAAGAUACUGCAUCUAAAAAAACUCAAGUGGAUCCUGAUGUCAAAGUUAAACAAGCAAAUGAACAACCUCUUGGGGAGGCAACAAAUGAACAACCUUCUAUUGAAUCGACUCCAGAAAAACCCUCUGUUGAAUUGCCCAAUAAAGACCUUUCUAUAGAAGCUACUAAUGAAAUAAAUAAUCCUUCCAAUGCGUCUGAAUCAGAAUCAGCAAUAAAAGAACCAGCUAUGGAUUUAUCAAAAGAGAAAACUGUCGAAAGGUCUAGUGACAACCCCUCUGUUGACUUACCAGAUAAAUCUGUUGAUUUGCCAGAUAAUUCUAAAACUAGCUUGAAAGAAGAGAGUGAUAAAUCAAGUACCACACCAUUGAACAAAGGUUCCAUUAUUUUGCCCAAAGCGUCUAGUGACUUGGUUGAUGGCGACUCUAUCAGUGAUCUUCCUCCUAAUGUCAAUGAAGUGAAUACAGAUGAACACGUGGACAGUAAUGCCCAAACACAGACAAAUGAAGAUCAAGAAGAAGAUCAAGUUGAGGAAAUCAGCACACAAGAUGUUGAAGUUGACCACGUCAUGAAGAGAAAUGAGCACGGAAGUAAGGUAGGGGAGAGUGGGAAAGCAACAUCCACGGAUGAAAAGGGCAAAUUUGUUGAUCGUAGAGAUGACAAUAUAUUUCCUAUCGAUGAGGAGGAAGAAGAUGGGGACAUAGGUACUGACAUUCCAGUGUACAGCGCUUCAUCCGUUUCUAAAGACGCUGGUCAAAAAGAACAGAAAACGACCCGAAAUGAGCCUCAGACCGUAGAGGUACCCACUGCCGAAUACACUGACCAAAGUGAGGACUCGGAAGAUAAGGAUGCUGAUGCACAACUUGACCAGCAAGUGAAAGAAGAAGAAGACCCUACAGCAGUGGAAGAAGAAGACGACCCUACAGCAGUGGAAGAAGAAGAAGACCCUACAACAGUGGAAGAAGAAGAAGACCCUACAACAGUGAAAGAAGAAGAAGACCCUGCAACAGAAUCGGAAGAAAAGAACAUUAUAGCUGGAGAGGUGGAACGGUUGACACCAACAAUUGCAGCUGAAGAUGUCAGUAAGAAUCACAGUGAUGAUGAAGAUAUAACUGCUGAUGCUAAACAAGUUCUGGGAUCUAACGCUGCUCUUGAAGCUGAAGAGAAGCAGGCGUCCGAUAAGAGUGAUAAGAUAUCAACCAAUGAGAAUUUAGCUAUGCCCAAAGUCGAAACUGAAUUUAAAAACGACCAGAGCAGCAGCGAAAAUAUUUUGGGGACAACACCCAACGAAAUGGAAAGCGAAACAUCCUCCGAAGUAAGGCCAGACACACCAUCAGGAGUGACACCUGAGCAAGGUCAAGUUGAUGACCCUUUAUCGACCAACGGCUCAAAAGAAUCCAACCACGGGACGUUAGAGCCAACUGCACUAAAAAAAAAUGACAAAAAGGAGACGGAUGAGACAGACCAGAAGCUCAACCCAGUUGACCUUGAGCUUUUUCAGAGAGACGAAGCCAAUGUGUUGCCAGGAGGUUUUGAGGGAUUCCUUCAACCCAGUAUCAGUGAAACUCAUUCCUUAGAUGAACCCAGCUCCACACCUGGACUAGACUCUGUUGUUGUGGAAAGCCUUGCUACGCCUCCAGUAGAAGAAAUCAAAUCAACAAAAACAUUGGAAGACAAACUGGAAACUGCCCAGGAAAUUAAGCCAGAUGUUCCAGCAGCAAACAUUUUUGAAACCAUCAUCGAGGCCGGCUCCACUCUCAUUUUAGACGCUGAUGGGAACAUGGUAACUGCCAUUCUGCCGGCUGACACUGUCAGCUCAGUUGUUGAGGUCUCAUCCUCCGUAAAUAAACCUGCUGUCACACCCACAGCUGUUGUGGAAACCACAGAGUCUUCCAGCAUGUCAGAUGCCAAGGCUGCGGCAGAGACUCGAGAUGAUGUUCUGCUACAUAGUUCAGUGUACACAGAGGUCAACAGCACUGUUGUGGUAAACACUGAUCACCAUCUACUGGAUACAGACACUAGCCAUAUCUAUAGAAGCAGCGAUUUCAGCAGCAGAAAAGUGCUGUCGGUAAACCACCAGCCACCGCAGCACUACACAGAACACCCUCAUGAACACAAGGACCAUGACCACACAGACCAUGAUCAUGGCCCUCACGAUCACAAUCAUGACCACGGCCAUCAUGACCAUGACCAUGACAUCCAUGAUCAUAGCCAUCACGAUCAUCCCCUAAAGCAAGAAGCUGCAGAAACUUCUCCUGUGGUUGAACCAACGUUAACCCCUGAGCUGACCAAAACCCAAAUUGCAAAUGCUGAAAGUUCUGCUGUCAAGGAAGAGCCAUUGAAAGAAGAGGCUGGUAGUGGCACUGAGUCUCAGAAUCUUGUUAGCAGUAAAGAAAUCAAUGUUGAUGAAAGUUUGCAGAACAAGGUUGAGUCCUCCACCCAGCCGUCACAAGAAUAUGAGAUACCUCAACCUCCAACGUCUGACAGUGGAGAGGACUCAAUGCCUCAAGACUUUGACUCUGGAAGUACUUACCACAGCAGAAAGAUGAGUAUUGAUGAGCUGCCUGAAGAAGAGCCAAAGCCGCAACCCUCCGAAGGAUUUCUCAAAACUAUGUUUUUAUUCCUCGAACUUCCUGCCAAAUUUGUGAUAGAAAGGCUUCCUCCCUCGGUGCAGUCUCUUUUAGAACAGGAGCCCCUGGGCCUCUCUCCGACACUCACUGUCAUGGUGGCGCUGUUUAGCAUCAGUGUUUUACUCACUGCUUGCUUAUCCUCUCUUUGCUCUUCAGGAGGAAAAAAAAGCAACAUUCGAGCCACUCUCGAUGUGAUCAAUGAAUUAGAAGCCAAACUUCAGUUGGCCGUCAAAGAGAAAGAGAACAUUGAAGAUUCCAUCAAGGAUUUCAAGACAGAGAACAUCAAAUUGAAAGAGGAAAUGACAAAACAGAAACGAGACUCAGGAAAAAAUCAAACAGAAAUACACACAGUGCAGCUCCAUAAUGAAACCUUAAAGAAACAAGUCCAUGCACUAGAGGCAGAGAUGGAAGAACUACGGCAGACUGCCAGCACCAAACAAGGGGAAGUGAAACAGACUAAUAAGAAGACUAAAGAAAUGGAAAAACUAAUCAAGAAGUUAGAAGAAAGAGAAAGAAAUUUGGAUCAAGAGAAACAAAAGCUGAUGACAGAACUACGUCACAAGGAAGAUGAAACAGCAUCGCUUCAAUCAAAAGUCAGCAGUUUGGCUGACCAGAUUGGGCAUCUCCAAACCAGCAAAGAUCAGCUCUUGUCAGAAGCAGAAGAUUGGAAAGAAAAAGUCACAGACUUGAAGGAAAGACUAGAACAGAGGGAGGAAGAGUUCAAGCAGAUGCAAGAAAACAUCAUGUUUAAAGAUAAUGAACUAGAGGUUUUAAAGGAUUGCUUCUUACAACUCAAGUCUUUUGAAGAAGGGGACAUUGACUCUGAAGAUGGAGAUGUUUCAAGUGAACGAGUCCAAGAGAAGCUGAGUGCCAUGAUGGAUGUAUCCAAAGUCAAUGCCUCCUUGAGAGCCAUAGAUGAGGAGAGAAACAUGUUGGCCAACAGACUGCAGAUUGAAAGUGAAGCUAGGAAAGAAUUGGAAGAGCAGUUAGAGAACUCCCGGCGUAGUGUUGAAUCCAGCAUGGCAGAUAAAAUGAAAGCUGAGAGGCAGUGCCAAGAAGCCCAAACGAAACUGAAUGUCUUGUCAUCGUACUUCAAGGAGAAAGAGAUGCAGCUGCAAAGAGAGCUGGGGGAACACGAAGCUUUAAAAAAACAAAACUUGAACAAAUUAGUUUCUGCUGACGAGACCACACGCUCCAUGCAACAGGAAGUAGAAAUCUUGAGAACCCAAGUGGAGAGCUUGAAGAGAGAACUGGCUUCAUCGGAGAGAGACUUCCGCUCACAGAUUGCAGCCAAUGAGAAAAAAGCUCAUGAAAACUGGUUGGCAGCCAGGGCAGCUGAAAGAGAACUGAAAGAAUCCAGACAUGAAGCUGGGGUGAUGAGACAGAAACUAACGGAUCUUGAAAGACGGCAGGUUAUGGGACCCGGUGGAUUAAUACGACCAUUGCCAACUAGGGGACUGCCACCACCAGGAAUGCUGAAUGGUCCUCCCCCACCUCCUGGAAUGGACAGGUCACCGUCCAGAAGUUCUUUACCACCGCUGCCACCUCAUUUAAGAGAUGAAGAGUUUCUACGGCGAGGUCCUCCACCUGGCAUAAGGCCUCCUCAUCCUGAAGCCAGAUCACCUCCCCUGCCUCCAUUCAAGGAUGCUCGUUCCCCUCCGCCUCGAAUGCCCCCUCCUGGCAUGUUGGACGGACGGUCACCACCGCCAUACGAUCGUCGACCACCGCCUCCACACAUGUUGGACAGGCGUAGUCCACCCUUUCGUAUGCCGCCCCCAGACAUGCUUCCCCAUCCGAUGAGAGGCGGGCCCCUCCCUCCUCCCCAUUUCCCUCGUGGCGGCUCCCCCUCUUCAGGAGCUGAUUCACCACAUUUAGACAGAGCAGAUGGCAGAUAUCCCCCACCAUAUGCUCGAAAUCCUCCAUUUCCACCAGACAGACCCUCACCUCGAGGGCCCGCACCAAGACAGCAACAGAGCCAGGUUUAAUGUUUCUUUAGUCUAGGUCAUCUUGGUUUUUCUAGGUAUUUUAUUCAGCCAACACAUUAGCCAAAUGAAUUGUUGAAGAAUAGACUGUUCCCAGAAAAUAGUCUUGUGGCAAUAUAUACAAGUUUUUGUGUGAUUGUGAUAAUGAAUGGGGUGUGACCUCUCAGUAUGUUGUUGAACUGUGUCCUGGCUCCAUCAAAUGAUGACUGUGCUACUGAAUGUCUCUCUGGAGGCAUUCAAGUCUUGAUUUGACGUCCUGCACACGACUCAAUUGUUCAUUGUUACUUAAGCCAUGUUUGGUGUAAAUAUUUCUUUACUCUUCAUUGAAUGAAUGUAGAUGGUGAUUGGAAUCAAGACCUACCGUCAUAGUAGACUUGAACAGGAACCCGUAAUGUGGUAACCUAUGGUCAGAGGAGACCAGUAGCUUUUUGCCAUGUCACAGGUCUGAUGUACAGACCUAUGAUGUGGCAACGAGCCAUUGGUUUACACUACCCACAGGUUGCGACAUGAUCAUUGUUGAGGCCUACUAUAACUAUUGGUCUUGUUGGGAUGUUCUUUCUUCGUUGCCUUGAUAUGUGAAUACAUUAUUUAUUUUAUGCAUUCUUUGGAAACCAAGAUGUUAACAAGUCAAGUAAUUUUUUAUUUUUUUUCUCUUUGAAAAUGCAUUAUUAGUCAUCAAACAUAAUUGAGCUUAGCGUUCAUGCAGGCUUUCCAACUUCUCACAUCGUUAUCAACUGAAAAUGUAGUGGGCGUGAGAACUUAUGCUACUACCACAAAGCUCUUAGGCCACAGUUUUAUGUUCAAGUAUGUUUUCUGUACGAUCCUCUGAGAAGUUGGCGUUCCUGUAUGAAAAGAAUGCUCCUUAAAUUUUACUGAUAUAUUCAAGUCUGAAUCAAAUGAACAGACAAAUGAUCACAUUGAUUGUGUUUAAUUCCGCCAGUCAACACAAGGUCGAUGUCUUUUGACUAUUCUACAUUGACAUUUUAAUUUAUUUGAUGGUGUGUGUGUGUCGCUAGAAACUCACUUAGCCUAGUUACCUUGGUUACGGCUUCAGUUUCAUUCAACUUGUUUCACUUGAAACUUUUUUAUUAAGAUUGUUUCGUGUAAAGUACUUGGAAUUUUGUUUUAUUGCUUAAAAUCAUUGCAUUUUUUUUAAAAGACAUCAUGACACUAUUGUAUCACUGGCUCAAGAUUUCAGUUCUGUGCUAACACUAGUCAACUCAAUGCUUUCAAUUAGAGUUUCUUGGAUAGUGAAAUACAGUUAUUGAUGAUUUGCUUUACAAAUGAAUAUUUGGCAUGAGUGACAGCAUCACUAUGUAUACUUCAUUCUUCUAAUCGAUGGCUUAUUGAGACAGUAGUAUUUGUUUGAUGGUAUUCACAUCUUACUUUGUGACUUCUGUUUGAACUCUCGAGAAUUCCUGGCAGGAACUGGAUGUCUUUCAGAAUAGUUUCCGCUUUUUCUUUUUGGUCAAUUCAGCCUUAGAUACUUUCUCUUAGAUUGUGUUCUAUGAAGCUCAGCUUAUGGUAUGCUGGCCUUAUCUGCCAUUGUGAUGCAGUGUUAUCAGGCCACUUAUGCCCACUGUGUGGGAAAUAGAAAAGGGGAAGAAGAUGUACUGACAAUGACCCCCCUGGCCAAACAAGGUCGGACAUCACUGUAUUGGGUGUAUGCUUUCAAAAGAAAAUUGUAUUCCCAUGAUAGUGCCACUGAACUUAUAUUGAAGAUUGCUUAAACUUAGGACAAAAUGGAUAAUGCCACAGAAAAACAACCCUUAUAUUGUAUACUUAUGAAAGAAGUGUAAUUCUGUUUUCUCCUAAGAAAUUUAGACACCAGUAGUAUCAGACAAUGAAUGUUACUUUAUGUCCAAAAUAGUUAUACACAGUUUCAAGGAGAUGGCUUUCAUCUAAAAAUAAAAACAAAAAAUUUAUGAAACACAAAAAUAAUAAAAAAAAUUUCAAGAGUAAAGAAUGCUCUUAUUUAUGCAAACUUGUUUGCAUUAUUUAAUUUACUGUUUAGCUCUUUGAUAAAGUAGCAGAUUAUUUGGUCAAAAAAUAAAAUCUGUAAGCUUAGGUUACAACGUUAAUUAUAAUAAAUUAUUGUCUGAAUAAAGUUAGAGUUAAAUAGUGAUGCUUUUGACAGAAGUUGUGACAGAAGUAGGUCAGCUUUAAUUCACCAGCUCUGUAUGACUGGCACCAGAGUUUCCUAUGUACUCCCUGGUAAUACUUGUGGAAGCUUCCCUCAUUGUUCUGGCUAGUGUUUAUAAUGUGUUGGCACUGUUAUGACAUUUGCAUGAUUUGUACCAGACUCUCGAACAUGGAGGAACUAUUUUGGUUUGAGGACAUGAAUUCACUUUAUUCUUUAAUUUAAAAAUUAAUUUUGGCAAUUUUUUUUUUUUAUUUAAAAUUAAUUUUGGCCACAAUUUUUUAUUAUAGUGAUAAAUAUUUUUUUUUUUUUUUUUAUAUUACUUAUCAUGUGGAACUUGCAGACUACAAUUUGAGGUUUUUUUUUGUUUUUUUUAUCCAGCAGAAUUACAUUUUCAAACUUUCUGUUUUUAAGCUUCCCUUAAUAUCUAUUUACUGCAAAUUGAUUAAUCUUUCAACAGGUAACUGAUCUAGUAUUUUAAAGCAGUUUUUUUUUAUAACAAUAGAAAGCAACAAUCGAAUACAAGAAAUUCUUUUAUCAACAAAAUAUUGUGAACAGUGUCAUUCCUUGUGACUCUAAUGAUUAGAUGUGUACUUUGUACAUCAGGGAAGGCUGAGCUGUGUGAUUGUGUACAUGAUCACAACCCAAAGUGUUUUUGUGUUCAGAGAUGGUGUGUUACGAGAGAGAGAAGACUGGGAUGUGUGUGUGUGUGAUCAUGUCAAUAUAAUGUUUGAUUUGGUGAAAUACAACUGUUUCUUAAAUACA